Messenger RNA from Eufriesea mexicana, 2486 nucleotides. RefSeq names its product multiple inositol polyphosphate phosphatase 1. NCBI's taxonomy places the organism in Eukaryota, Metazoa, Arthropoda, Insecta, Hymenoptera, Apidae. Gene Ontology annotation, molecular function: acid phosphatase activity; inositol phosphate phosphatase activity. Bases 533 to 1933 code for a protein of 466 amino acids. The record is from RefSeq and is a predicted model, not a curated record. The transcript is spliced from 9 exons.
UAAUCGGUGAUACAGUGCCAGUGAUUCAUGAGCGAAUCCCCCGACUCGCGAGAGAAUCCAUCGAAAUCCAGAGAUCGAUCGUACGACGCCAUCGCCAUCGAAUUCCGAGAUCGAAUAGUUUCGCAGUUUCGAGAGUCAGAGGAUCGGGAGAAUAUGAAAUUUUCGCUCCACUGACGAAGGAAAAUUCGAACGGCUUCGUCCAGUCGAUCUUAAACGGCGUUAUUUUCCAUUUGCCUUCGCGCGGUUUCGGUUCGAAGAACGUAAUGAGAAGACAACGGUCGUAAGUUUCAGCGAAGGAUCGAUUGUGUCGAAGUGUUUAUGAAACAUCGAUAGGGUCAGGCUCGCACGGGAUUGAACGAAGAGGACAAGGAACUCGGAAGAUCGGGGAAAAGUGAACGAUAUCAUCAUUGUCCGUCGUACUCUCUCUUUCCAGGUUUUUCGAGAGUGCUCUGCUCGAGUUAAUGCGCCUAAACAGGGCGUGAAGUUUAAACGCCGGCUUUGAAGAAUACGAUAGAACGCCGAGAUUUCCGAAAUGAUCGCGCCAGUGGUAUUCUUGAUUUUCUUAAUCAGUCACGUUUCCGCGCGUGACGUUGACUUCUGUUUCGCCGACGAGGAUGAUCCGUAUCUGUACAUGGCCACUAAAACGGCCUACCAUUUUGUUCACGCUGGCAAAACACGGUUCCAGGACGUGCCCAACUGUCGUGCAGAGCAAGUGUGGAUGUUCGCCACGCAUGGUACGCGAUGCCCGACCGAGCCAGAGAUCAUGGAAAUGCUGAAACUGACGGACCUGCAGGAUCAGAUAGUUAACAACCACGAAUCACGAAACAACGGACGCAUGUGCAACAGGGACCUGGAGAACUUGAAAAGAUGGAAGCCUAACGAUUAUCUCGUAAUCGAAAGAGCGGAAAUUUUGACACCGCAGGGUGUGGAAGAUAUGAGAUUGCUCGCCAGACGAUUGCAAAGCAAUUUCCUUCAGCUUCUGCAAGCCAAAGACGAGAACGUAACCGCGAAGAACUACAUGUUCAAGACAACCGAUACACGUGACAUGGAAUCCUUCAUGGAGGGACUGUUUGGGAACAGACAGGCAGUGGAUGCAGAGGAAGUGCCUAUAAAUGACACUUUACUGACGAUGUACAAAUCCUGUAACGUAUGGGACAACGAGCACAGCAAUAUCUCCGUCGAGGAGGUAAUGAGGUUCGAGGAAGGCCCGGAAUUCAGAGACCUGCUGCAGAACGUGAGUCGACGACUCGGAUUCUUGUACGACAUCUCCAGAGAAUCCAUUCUAACGAUGUACGACAUGUGCCGUUACGAAAAGGCCUGGACAGUGACGCAACUUUCACCUUGGUGUGCCGUUUUCAGCAAAGAAGAGCUUCGUGUGCUAGAGUAUCGCGAAGAUCUCUACUAUUAUUACAAAGCCGGAUAUGGACGUGAAAUCAAUGCUCAGCUAGGAUGUACGCUUUUGCAAGACAUGAUGAAUCACUUUUGGAAAGUGGAACAGGACAGAGACUCGAACGAGCCCAGAGGCGUGUUUUACUUCAGCGAUAUCAUAAGCCUGCAGAAUCUCUUGACCACGCUGAACAUUAACAAAGACCAAAUGCAACUGACCGCUUAUAAUUACAAGGAUAUGGCGAAACGUCAGUGGCGAACGUCUUUCAUAUCACCCUUCGCCGCGAAUAUCGUCGCUGUAUUUUACAAAUGCGACAGCAGCAGCCAGCCAAACAAAGUCAUGUUUUACUUGGCCGAGAAGCUGGUCCUGCUCGACGGAUGCGACGUGGGCCUGUGCGAUUGGGAAUACUUCAAGCAAAAGUACAAUCCGGUUCUCAAACAGUGCAAUCUGAACGCCUGUUGGAACGGAAAUGGCGCCGCCACUUACGCGGCCAACGUCGUCCUCGUUCUCUUUUCAUGCUUCUCUCUAGUCCUGGUCAGGAAAUAAGAAAACGCCGGGACGUCGCGCGCAUUGUCGAUGUUCGUAAUUUAGGAACGAUGCAUAAUAUAUGUUCAACGUAACACGUAUAAAGGUUAACCUUCAUUAUGGCUACUCGAUAAGAUAAUUUCGAAACACCGGACAUUGCAAUCCGCGUACAUUCCGCUGUGCUUUCAGAUCGCCAAACGUGUAUAUUUAAUACUUGUAUUCCUAUUCUACCGCUCUAUACGUAAUUUAUACGCAUUUAUUCUUCUUUACCGUCAUCCUCAUUUGUUUAUACGUCACGCAAUAUGUACUCGAAUAAGUGGAGUAUUAUUUAUAUUGUCUCUCUUCCUGAUGAUGUCCGUCCGACUCGUGAUGAUUACGCAAAAGUAUAUACUCGUAUCGUGCACAAUCACUAUCUCAUCGUUGCUUGGUAUUCUCUUUCGGGAUAUUUUCCCCAUUCGAAAUUUCGCGGCUAAACCGAGGGCAACGUGUCUCUAUACGCUUAACGAACUUACAGAUUCGAUUUACAAAAUGGCCUCUUCUCGUACGUUCUAUCCGUUUACUUGUAAUGGCAAAU